GUGGUAGAUUCUGACUCGAGAGAACCCAUGUCAGAUGAGAUUCUCUAGCUAGAUUUCUAUCUUCUGAGAGUUUCCCCAUUUUGGAAAAUGCUGAUGUGAAGGGUGUGGCAUAUUAAAGUUUGUGUCUUGUGGUUGGAGCAAACGCUAAAGUCUCUUUCUUUCGGUCAAUAUUUUGAUGACUAAACGGAUAUUUGGAUUUAAUUUGAAAACCCAUUUCCAGUCUUCUUGUCUGCCCUCCUCUAGCUUUAGCCUUGUCAUGGGUGCCGAUAUCUGAACUCUCGUCAAUGUGGUGAUUAUUGGAGUGUUCUGGAUGAUGAUGAGGGACCACUUGUAGAUGAAGGAUCGUUAGAAGUAUUGGUUAUGCUUGUAUAUUUGAAGAAGUAUAUCUAUAAUAAAUCUUCUCAAGGAAAGCUGACUUCAAGAAUUGCUGUUCUUUACUUGGACCCUUUUCACUGAAAGUGCACAUCUUUUCUAGCUUGUUUUGGAUAUCCAUCUCACAGACUCACGCACUACUGCAAUGAUAUUCCGCCAUAACGGGCCUUGGCUAAUCAAUGGCAGAGGAUUGGCAACAAAAGUGAGAAAUGCUACUCGUUCUCCUGCUUAUCAAAUUAAAGACUGCGGAGCAAAUCGUGAAUGCCCAAAAUGCCAUUAUUGUAUUGACAACAGUGAUGUUUCUCCUGAAUGGCCCGGCCUGCCUCUUGGUGUGAAGUUUGAUCCUUCAGAUACAGAGCUCUUAGAACAUUUAGCAGCAAAGUGUGGUGUUGGAAACUCAAAGGAACACUUGUUUAUUGAUGAGUUCAUCCCAACACUUGAGGAGGAGCAAGGAAUUUGCUACACCCAUCCAGAAAAUCUUCCAGGGGCUAAAAGAGAUGGAAGCAGUGUCCAUUUCUUUCACAGAACAAUGAAUGCAUAUGCUUCUGGUCAUCGGAAACGCCGCAAGAUCCAUAGUCAACAUAGUUUGAACAAGGAGCAUGUCCGCUGGCACAAGACAGGUAAGACCAAACCUGUGAUGGAAAAUGGAGUGCAGAAGGGCUGUAAGAAGAUCAUGGUGCUGUAUAAAGGUUCAAAGAAGGGGUCCAAGCCGGGUAAGUUCAAUUGGGUGAUGCAUCAAUAUCAUCUUGGGACCGAAGAAGAAGAGAAGGAAGGAGAAUAUGUGGUCUCAAAAAUUCUCUACCAACAGCCAAAGCAGACUGACAAUAAUGAUGGCAGCCCGGUGGUUCAGGAUUCUGAAAUUAUGACUCUACAAAAUAGUCCUAGGACUCCGAAAGCAAACCCUCCCCAUCCACCUCGCCCUGGGAAAUCUGUUCUGCUUGAUGAUUUUGAUCACAGUAACUUACUCCUGUCCCCUGCUCAGGAAGCAGAAUAUGGCUCUAAAGCAUCUCGCGCCCCUGCACCUGAUAUUCAGACUAAGGACAAGAUGGAGUACCCUGCAUGGUUGGCAGGCGAAUCUCAGGCCGUUGAGAACUCUGUUUUAAAAUGCACAGAUGAUUCAUUGCUAUGCAAGGAGGUUUUCGAUUCUCGUGCUGUAGAUCAUUCAAGCAUGAAUCACAUCUCUUAUACUGACUUUGUUAGCAACAUAGAUGAGGAUAGUGGAAUUAAUAAUGUGUCUCCCGGAAUUGCUGACCUUGAGAACAUAGAACUAGAUACACCACCUGAUUUCCAACUUGGUGAUUUGCUGUUUAGUUCUCAAGACAGUAUUCUCGGUUGGUUCGACCGGUUAGAGUGACAUUCUGAAGGAAAGUGGGAAUUACCGUGAAUUCUCAGUUUUGUUCCAUAUGAGAGUUCUGAUGUCACUAUCCUCUUCUCUUUCUACAUUUUCUUCUGAGGCAAUGGCUGGACCUCAUUUCUUUAAGGAAAUUGGAGUUUUCCCAUCUCUGCUGGGGCUCUUCGAACUCUGCUAGGCUUCAAGGCAUUCAGGGCCAUGGAGUUGGCAGACUCUUUCAGCUGUCUGGUAUCAGAUAUUGAUACCUUGAGCCGAUAUUACGGUUCAAGUUGAAUUCCAAAGCAUGCAUAUCAUGUUCUGGCUCUAUCUCGGCUUCUUCAAGCGUCAAUGCACCAUGUAGGUGCCUGGAUUCGGUGAUUCCUGCUAUCUAGAUGCUGUUCAUGUUACUCCUAGGGGAGAAACAUAAAGAGGCUUGUACGACAGAUGUAUUUGUUGUUUCUGUGGCUGUUAAAGAUUGCCACUGGUUAUGGCAUUUGAGAAAGCAUGGAAGUAGCAAUUAAAUACUUGGCAUUAACAUCUGCCGAAGAUGUAUUCCAUGUAGGAAACAUUGACAUUUGUUGAUGAUGUAUUGGAAGGAAAGUUUAUUGCAAUGAUAAUUAUCGUUUUGUUUUC
This is a messenger RNA of Juglans regia (Persian walnut), 2335 nucleotides long. RefSeq names its product SUPPRESSOR OF GAMMA RESPONSE 1-like. The transcript is spliced from 6 exons. The record is from RefSeq and is a predicted model, not a curated record. The coding region runs from base 518 to 1726 and encodes 402 amino acids. Gene Ontology annotation, biological process: regulation of DNA-templated transcription. Lineage: Eukaryota; Viridiplantae; Streptophyta; Magnoliopsida; Fagales; Juglandaceae. Gene Ontology annotation, molecular function: DNA-binding transcription factor activity; transcription cis-regulatory region binding. Gene Ontology annotation, cellular component: nucleus.